Mucor mucedo is the source of this 1257-nucleotide messenger RNA. RefSeq lists its product as uncharacterized. The transcript is spliced from 3 exons. Lineage: Eukaryota; Fungi; Mucoromycota; Mucoromycetes; Mucorales; Mucoraceae. Bases 282 to 1184 code for a protein of 300 amino acids. The record is from RefSeq and is a predicted model, not a curated record.
AAUCUGAUAGAAGGUUUUUGGACCCAUCAGAUUUUAAUUCUAUAUUUGGAAACGAUCAAAAUUAUUCACACUGAUAAAAAAUUGAAGCUCUUGUUAAUCGUCUUUAUGGACGAUUAUAUUUUGAUGAUUCCAUUUGAAAAAAUGUAAUAUUUCACAAAAAAAAAUCUAUAUUUAAAGAGACCUUAAUAGGGUGCUUUAAAAAAUAGUUUGGUGUGCUUGCGAGCGCACUCAAGUUACACUUUUUACGAUGGGUAUAUACCAUCUUUGAUAAAUGCAAGCGUAUGUCACUUGAUUUCAAGCUUGACAUACGUUUUAUUAUCAGCAGCGACACCAAGAAACUUGAUAUUUCAAAUGGUGAAUUUGAAAAACAAAGAGCAGCAACCAAAGGUAAAUAUUAUCAUGACAAUGCCAAGGCAGUUUUGACUGACAAGUAUCAUUUGAAUUACCUAGCUAAAACUUUGCCCCAAAUUCCCGUUCGAUCUAUAAAGGCUCUUAAGAUUCCAAUUGUCAUGAUCAUGGGUAUCGACUGUCAUGUAUUUGUCUUAAGCUUAAUUGAUAAAAACGAUUAUCUUUUGGAAAAGAUUAAUGCCAUGCAGUACCCCCGAACAUAUCGCCAACUUUGUGGGGGCUUAAUCGGAAAAUUGCUUGAUGGGUUUUCAAUGAUCGAUGAAAUUAUUGAUAGCACUUCGGCAAUUUAUAACGAUUACUCACGCAAUACCAAUGAUGCCAUUGAUAAAAUAGACAAGCCUAAGACCUCCGAAAAACAAAGUAUCGUCCUUGAGUGGGUAUCAUCGGUGGUCAUAGAUGAAGACGAUUUUAUUUAUGAGGAUAAUGAUGAAGGAGAGACAGAUAAUAGAGAAUCACAAAAUAAUGAAGAAGAAGAUGAAGAAAGUAAUGACUUACAAGUCCUUCACUUUUUUUUAGCCUCUUGUGAAGCUUUGUGUGGUGAAAUUGGUGAAACUCUCGUUGUUAGUGGUGUUGGGGGUGAACCUCUCGGUUUUUUUGUAUCUCUAUGCUUUAUAUCUAUCCCUAUGCCCUUUAUCUACUUUUAUGCCUAUUUUUAUUCUUAUCUCUAUUUUUUAUUUAUACUAUUCCUAUUCCUAUUCUUUCACUUAUAUUAUGCCUAUCCUAUGCCUAUCCUAUGCCCAUCCUAUGCCCAUUCCUUAUGUAGUAAUUGCAGCUAGAACCAGGAAGAGAUUCUAGAAUCCACCUCCAAUUAACAGAAUAAACUUUCCCAUAAAUCAUAUUACAUAAUAA